GAAAGCCAUCAACUCGCCGCACCCCUCCCCCACCCGAAGCUUCUUUCCUUCACAAGUAGCUAAGCAUCAUGGGAGUCAGGUGGGAAUAUUUAUUGUCCGAUCCAAAAUUAGAACAGUGCUGCGGACUGUAGAAUGUGGGAAUUUUUUUUACCAUUAGUAAGUAUGGUUUAAACAAAAACAAGUCGUCGUUAGCUGAGGAAAACUACUGUCCAAGAUGUCUAGUCAUGCUAAGAUGAAGAAGAAGAAGAAGUUCAGGGUUAUGAGCCAGAAAGUUAAAGUCUUUCGCUCCAAAAAUCCGCUUCUCAGUGUUUUGAUGUGGGGAGUCAGUCAUUCGGUAAGCAUGAUCUCGUCGUUUUUUUCCUAAAACGGUGUUUAUAUGAGGCUGAUGCUUGUAUUAUGAUUUUCUUAGAUCAACGAACUCUCGCAUGUGAAUAAUCCAGCCAUGCUAAUGCCAGACGACUUUAAAGCGUUCACAAAACUUCGCGUGGACAAUCACCUCUUCAACAAGUAAGUGCCACGAAGGCCAGUGUGUUUAUAUGAGUCCUGUUAUAUUUUAGAAUUAUUAUUUAUUGUGAAUGAGUUUUAAAUCUGCUUGGCGUUGUUCGGAGUUUAUUUCUUGUGUUUCUGUUUCGUUUUCAUGAUUUGACACGAAGUUAAGUUUGGUCCGGAAAAUCGGAAUAAAUCCAAGCGUCUCUGCCAAGCAUGUUUAUGCGAGAACUGUGAAGCUUUCAUUAAACUUAAGAUUUUCCUAACCUUCCUUAGGUUUUUUUCCCGUUGUUACGGAAGAUAUCAAUUUUUUUCUUUGUAUUGUCGAUUGGGUUCCUGAAACAUGACAAGGUUUUACAUGUGUAUCAGCGUUUUCAAAGUUAAACCGUCGAUCGAAUAGGUUCUUCAUUUAAUUCGGUCUGGGCACUUGUCACCUGCAAGACUUGAAUUCAUUAUCUAGACAAUCGUGCAAGCGUAUUUGGACUUUCAAAGCCUUUUCCCAUGAAAUCGUUACCGCAAAGGCAUAUACCCAUCUUGAAAGCUGAUUUAUUUCGUAAACAACACUUCCUUUUCGCACAUUGCAGCCUUAUCGACAGAAUGGUCGGUGUAGCCAGCUAUUCAGCAUUUAUUGUAUUUUUAUUCUCUGUAUCAAAUUGCUUAAUAAUUUACGUGCGGUUUUGAUUUCCCCCUGCGUGGAAAAUGUCUAAAUUUUUAAAUAUAGACGUCUUCUUAAUUUCAGCUCUAGUCAGGAUUAAUUUCAGAAGUCACAUUUUUUCCUUAUUAAGAGUAGCUUGCGUAAAUGUGCAUAUGUGAAGAUAUUACUGAAUAAUGUUAUUGGGUGAGCAAACUUGAGGCUGAAUUUUAGUUAGGAAAGAAUGUUAUUUUCAUCAUUUUACAUUCGUGCAUUUGAUUGAUGCACUCCUUUAUAUUUCCCCCUAAGGACCUCAUACUGUUAUGAGAUGAUAAGGAGCAAAAUUAAGUCAAUUUUAUGGCUGAAUUAGUUUAUUGGAAGAAUAGUCUGAUUAUUUGGUUUUGUCUGGUUAAUUUUUUUGACAUACAGUUUAAGCUUGGCGAACUCACAUAAUCUGAAAAAAAUUUGAUAAGCUAGAGCUCAUUGAAACUGGAGCACAGCCUUGCUGUUUACCUAUUACUACAAACAAUUUGAAAUGAUUGAUUAAUCAGGUUGAAGCAUUGUUCUAUGGAAUCACAGUGUAUUUGUGCAUAGUUAGUGAUGUGUUUUAGAUAGCUUAUACAGCUACCUGUAAAAGAAUUCAAGAUUUCUUUUAUUUCUUGUAUGUUUAUGCGAUCAGAAGGAAACUUUAAGAAAUCAGAGUUUGAUUUCUCAUUUGAUUCAUAUAAAUGCCUUUGGCUGUCUGAGUUUUAUUGUAAUUACACACAGCUAAUGUUUUUGGUGCUUACCCAUUGAAACAACCUUUAUACAUGGUGUCAUAAUAAGAAAUGAUUGGUUUUAUAGUAUAUUAUUAAAUUAAAGCAACAAUGAGAAGCAAUUUCAGAGUUUUCUUUUCUAUUUAAAGCAGUAAAUCUCUCAAUUCAUGAAGUUUGUUUGAUUAUUUACAUAUUUUUCAAAAUUUGUCUGGGCACAUCUGUUAUUGUUUUUUUUUUUCUGUGUUAAUUUGAUCACUUAUGAAUGAAUGUCCUUGACAUACUGUAAUCCUAUACAGGCCAAGUGAUGUUCUGUUUUUAAAUGCAUUUUUGUCACUUUGGCAAGAGAUACCAUCUAAAGUAAAGAACAUGGUUCAAAUCUGGCUUUGAAACAUAAAAUUUGUCUUUUUUCAAACUCAUCAUUUAGAAAGAACAAAAGGAAAAAUUGAACAAAGUACAAGAUUUACUGAUGAAGUAGAAGUGAUUUUUUUCACGUGCUAUAGCUAUAAACUGGUGAAAUGAGAAAGCGAAAAUAAAUAAGACUUUUACAAUCGAUCUUCUUAAAUUUUCACCCUAAACCAAGAAGGAAUGUUCAGAUAAGCCAAGUGACACUCAAGUGAGGUACUCUAUAUUAACCAACAGAUAUGUUAAAAAUUAUCCCUCCUUGUGUCCAACUGACUCUCUCCUAACCUUGGUUUGUUUGGCUAUCUUUCUGAGGAGGAACAUUUUAAAGGCAGAAAACAUGGAGUAUAGUUAGCUACUUUUGCCCCUUUUGGCCAUGAAAUUAAAUAAAACAAGCACCAUAGGUUGGUAAAAGAUAUUUUGUGACAGUCUUUUAAUCAAAGUAUAAUUAGAACUGUUAGAUACAAUGAGGAAGUGGGUAUGAUGUGUGAAUGUGUUGAUGACAAGUAGUCAUCGAAGGAAUCAUCGCCAGAGACUUUUCUAGAUGUGAAAAAUAAUAUAAGCUAUGAAAAAUUCCCUUUGGCAGAGAGCCAAUGUCUUGUCUGACCAAACAGCUCAAACUAUUUUUAAAUCCCAUAUAAAAAGCACUUAGAUCAAUUUAUUGUAGGACUGCAUUAGGUAGCAAAGGAAUUAUCACAGAGAAUGCAUUUGCCUACUCAGGGAUGAUUAUAGGAAAUCCCUCUAAUACAGGAGGUAAAUUGUAUAUGAUAAUGAUUUGAUUGGAGGAAAUCUCAGUUUCUUAAGCACAUGCUAAAAAAAUUGGUGAGAGGCAAAGUUAGGCAUCUGAUGGGGAGAAGCCUUAAAAUUCUGCUGACCAACUUUUGGUAUUCUGUUGCAUUUACAGUUAGUUUUGGUAAAUUUGGACUCUGUUCAUAUAAGGGAAGAAGCAUCCAGGGUUUUGUGUAAGGUAGCCUGCUGGAAAUAGCAACCACAACAAAUAACAUAGUCAAAAUAAUGAAACUUUGGCCAAUAAUUGGUUAUAAAAGAAAAUAUGCAAGAUGAGUUUUCUUUAGAAUUCCAGCUGUUAUUCAUGUUUUGGUAGUUUUUCAAGUAAAAUGCUACAGCAGGGUUUUACAUCUGAUGUAGCAUCAUGAUAGUUUAUGCACGCAAAAGUGUAAGUAUUGGCACAUGUGCCAUUGAGGUUAAAAUAUUCUGUGGUUAUCUUAAUACAUUUGUGAAACUGUUUCUUUAAAAAAUUAUAUCUAAUGCAGACACUAGAAGGUCAUAGGGAUUCUUUGUAGGAAAGAUACACUCAACUUCAUAAACUUUUCAUUCAAAUUUUAUUUUCAUGCAUAUUUAGCUUUGUAUUUAGUGACCUAUGAUGAUUGAUUUGAAACAAAUAAGAUUGCAAAAAUUGAACCAAGGAUCUAAUUGAACUACAAUAUCUUUACAAACAAUUUUUUUAAAUAAACAUCCUAUAUAGCUAAGAUAUAAUGAGAAAAUCAACUUAUGCAUUGUUACAAAAAAGUCUCAGAACAUUAUUAUAAUCCACUAAAUAUAAUUGUGAUGAAGUGAUUUAUGAAAAAGAGGAAUAUACUGUAAGAACAUUGUUCCCAGCCAAUUUAUGCUGAGCUUGGGAGUAUUUUUGCACUAAUUUAAAAACUUGCAGUGGAAAGAGUGGGAGGGUUUGGGGUGGAGCACAGGCUUUCUGCAUCCCCUUCUCAACUGCCUAUGCAAGUCUUACAUGUACAAAAAAUACAACCCUAAAAAAACUGCUUUCUGGGAGAAACAAAUGCCAAAGUGGUUGGAUUAAACUCAAAGGUAGUCAAGGAUUGUGGACAUUGGCAGAGCUUAGCACGUAUUGCAAAUGAGAAAGCGUUAAACUGAGGGGUACUGAUUUUUCAAGAUAGCCCAUUUGAUAUGUAAGGAAACAUGCAUGUACCUAAUCUUUGUAUGAGUUUAUUAUUUGCCUCAACCAUCCCUCUUCAAAUUCUAGAACUCUUUUUCUCUGGAUUGUCUUGUGAAAAACAAGAUAGGUUUUAAUCCAUGUCUCACAUAUUUCUUUGCAGAGAAAAUUUUCCAAGCCAUUUCAAGUUCAAAGAAUACUGCCCUUUAGUCUUCAGACAGCUUCGGGAACGUUUUGGUAUUGAUGACAGCCAUUAUGCCGUAAGUAGUUGACUUUUGUCUCCAAUCUUGGCUUUCUAUGGCAAAAUACAUACAGGUAUGCACUUACAAGCUUCAGAUUUGUGAAACAAUUUUGUUUAAUUUGUAUCUUCCAGGCUUCCUUUCAGAGUCCUCCCUUAGUCAUGCCCUCACCUGGUCGAAGUGGUGCCAAAUUCUUUAUUUCCAAAGACAAAAGGUUCUAUGUGAAAACAAUAGAGAGUGAAGAUAUUGAAAGACUUCACAACAUUCUUCCACAGUACCAUCAUGUGAGUACAGCAGUUUCCAGAGGAGUGUGAUCAUUAUUACCAAUAAUUUUCCUCAAAAAUUGAUCCUUGAUCCUCAAUAAUUAAUUCUCAAUUCUCACUCAAGGAGGCUUGAUUCUUGAUCGUCGAUUCUCCAUCCUUAAUUCUCAAAAAUGUCCCCACUGUCAAUCAGCUUUUGAGUAGUACUGUAAAUGCACAUUUACUACACCUUUUCAAUAAUAACCACACAUAUUUUCCUUUACAAAUCUUUUGCAGUAUAUUGUUGAGAAACAUGCCAAAACACUGUUGCCCCAGUACUUGGCUGUGUACCGGAUCACAGUGGAUAACAAGGAGACCUACCUUUUAGUAAUGAAGAGUGUGUUUAGUUCUAAGUUUAAAAUUCACAAGAAGUAUGACUUAAAAGGUUCUACAGUUGACAGACAAGCAAGUACUAAGGAAAAGGUAACAGUAAUUGCUAUGUUUUGUAUUUUAAGAUUGAUAAUAAAAACUAGUAAGCUCUCAAGUUCAUGUUAAGAGGGCUAUGAUGUAAUUUCCAGUAACAUCCUCACAGGUUUGUGAGGUCAUGUCUCUAAGUGUGCUAAAAGGGACUCUAAAACCAUCAAGAUGAUGUAGAUAUACAUGUACAUUUUAGACAUUUUUUUUCAAGAGGAUAUUAUUGGUUUUCCAGACAAAAGAAAAUCCUACAUUCAAGGACAAUGAUUUCACAAAAGAUAAUGCAAAGCUUCGUAUUGGGGAUGAAGUGAAGAAAGACUUACUACAAAGAGUCAAGGAUGAUGUUGAGGUGAGACUUCUAGUUUACCCUUUCUGCAUGGUUUGGGAUUUUUCAUUGCCCCCUUUAACUGCCCAUAUCUGAUAACUAGCUCUCCUUUCUAGCUGCUACACAUUUCCUCCUAAAUCUGUAGGAGAGUUUGAUGUUUUAUCAGAAUAAGCAUUGUUGUCACUUUAUUGCAGGAGAAUGUAUUGGUAAUGUCAAAAGGAGUUACCUAUUAAUCUCUUCUGCAGUUUCACCUUAGCAGCAAAGGAACAUUUUUAAUCAAAUCCCUUUUUUUUUUGGAGAGUCAAGUGUUUGAAAAUGACAAGCAAAGCCCUUUUGGUUGAUAAGCAGGCAGGCAAACUAUAGAAUUUUGUUAUAUACCUAGACUUUCACUCAACAAAAUGAGCACUAUGAUUGGUUGAUUCUUGGUCACGUGCCCCUGGUCAAAUUCAAAUGUAUCCUGACCAGGACACAACUGCACAGUUGUUGCACAUGCCCCCAAAAUUACAGCACAUGGUUGUUUAAGGGAAAAUCUAAAUAUAUAACAAAGUACUUAAUGUGUGGUCCCUUGGGAAACUAAUUUGUUUUGUUUUCCCAAGAGUCCUGAUGUUUCCUGAGACAAAGUCUUGGGAAACAUCAGGACUCCCGGGAAAACAAAACUAACUGUUUCCUUCAGAACCUAAUUUAAAGUAUAUAUUAUUGUACUGGCCCCAGUUGUUGAAAGAUCAGAUAACACUAUCCACAGGAUAAAUCUCUAUCCAGUGGAUAACAAGAUAUGUUUUGCCAUGACUUAUCCACUGGAUAGUGAUUUAUCAAUUGGGUAGCAAAUACUAUUUGAUGCAAAUGAUGGCAAAGAUUUCAAACAAAAAACAAAUGAAAUGAAGUGAAAUCUUUCACCUAAGAAUUGGUAUUUUCCUUUCAUGCAGUUUUUGACAAGUCUUAACAUCAUGGACUAUAGCUUGCUGGUAGGAAUUCAUGAUGCUGACCUUGCAGAGGCAGGAAAUGAUGUGGAUGAUUUUCUGGGGGGUGUAGACAGUAAUGAAGAUAGUGAGCCAGAGUCUCCUCGUGAAGGUGACUCACCCCAGGAAUCUGACUCCCCGGGUGAGGCAGAUAUGCUGUACUCUGAUACACCUCCAACAACUCCUCCUGCUAACUGUGAUGAUCACAGAGAGAGAAAUAUCAGUUAUGGAAGCACUGAUCUUGAUAUGAGAGAGGAUGAGGAUGACACAGAGGGCUUUCAAAGUAUAGAUGGUAUGUGUUGAAAUGAACAUCUUAGACUAGAAACAAACACUUGAAGUGGAAUGUUGAGGUAUAUGAGUACACAUUAAAGGGUUUUAAAACAGAAGCAGUGAUUGAGAAAAUGAGAUGCAAAGGGUCGGUCAAACAUCUGAGAUCUAAAUCUCCAAAUCAUCUAUCAUAUGUUUCUUUGAUGUUUGGUGUUGAGAUUUCAGUGUUUUUUCACAUCAACAAACCCUCUUAUCUGACAAUCUUAUCUUGUGUCCAGAUUAAUUAAGGUUUUCAACUGAAUAUUCUUUAAAAUUCCACCGGACAAAAAUAGAAGAAUGAUCUUAAAUUCACUUUCUUUUUUUCUAGAAAACAGACGUCAGUGUUAUUACCUUGGUAUCAUAGAUGUGCUAACAUUUUAUGGUGCUGGAAAAAAGGCUGCUCAUGCUGCGAAAACUGUCAAACAUGGGGUGAGUAAAUGCUUGCCUAGUUAACUGAAAUUUGUAUUUGAGGUCACUGUUUAUGUAAUUGGGCAGUGAAAACACCUAUGGUCUACUCAUCAGAUGAUAUUUCCCACAAGGGUGACACAAAAUCCAUUUGGCACACUUUGGCAAACACAGAAUUAUACCUUGCUAAGUAUGAAAAACAUCCUGAAUGCAAAGUAAUUUGAAAUGGGGUAACAGAUUUUUAUAGCAUGUUUUAUUUUAUGUUUAUUGAAAGAGGUUUGGGAAGUGUGGGAGAUAGGUACAUGUAACAUAGUAGGUGGCUCACUGAUACUCAGAUAUCUGCAAGUCCUGUUGUGUCCUUGGUAAAAAAAAAGUUUUAGCUGCAUGAUGUUAUAUACAAAUGUAUACAAGAGGGAAUUUUGAAGUCAUAAUUGCCUUGAAUAUCAGAAAUAGCCCUGCCCCUUUCAAAGUAUACCUUGUUUUAAACAAGGAUUGUAUUUCUUGGUCACAUAUUCGUUCCAAGUUUUUCAAGAGGGAGAUAAGUGUAUCCUUUUGAGUGUUUUGUGCAUAAAGGUAUUUGUUAGAAAAUUAAUGUUUACUUAUUUUUGGCACUUGGCACUUCAUUCCUUAUUUUAUAAUUUAAUCCCAUGCGGAAGCUCUGUGGAGCUUGUUAUUCUAAUCUCACUAGGUGUAUGGGGGUUCAUACAGAACUUUCCAUUCUGUAAGCAGCCCUUAUAUUUGCUCAACAUUAGCUAAGGUAGUAAAUUACCCCCCCUCCUCCACUGACACCUCCUAAUUGUCCAAUCAGGUGCCUAUAAAAGCUCCUUGUCCUUAUAAGAACUGCUAGAUACAUUUAGUAGCUCUAGAUACAAUUUUAAAUCUUUACUUUACAACAGUGAUAGUUUUCUCAUACUGUCUCAAGUGAUGUCUCUAAGGUCCAGAUUCUCAGAAAAAAUUUCAAGAUUUUGUAACUUUUAGUUAAAUUAGAAAAAUGAUCUCUUUAUGAAGUUAAAAGUUCACUCUGAAAGUUGAUGAUUUGUACCAACUCUUAGUGUAAUUUUUUGUAAGCUUGAUAGACUAAUUUAAAACUUUGACAUAAUGUAGGCUUGGAAAGAUAUUCUCAUAUAAAACUAAUCUUGACUUUGACUCCUUGAUCCACAAGUAAUAAUAUAAUUUAAGUAAAAAGUUCUUCUCUUUAGGAAACAUAAAGACUGAGCUAAAAAAAUGUAAAAUGAAUUUAAUGAAUAUUGGAGAGAAAUGAGAAGAGAGUGAAAAAACUUUCAGAAUCUAAAUUGUCAUAGAAUUGACUGUCACUGAAAAUUUACUUUUACUGGUAUUUUGUAACUUCAUUGGUCACAAAAAUUACUUCUCUUUUUUUCAGUUUUGUUCAAAAUUGUCUCACUUUAUCUAAUUGCCUUAUUUAUAAACCUAGAAUAGCAUAGAUCUGAAAUGCCAAGUUUCAGAGAGCUGGCACUUAAAGAUUUGGCUGCAGGUUAAGUUUUUGAUCUGCCUUAAUUUACAGCAGUGGUAAUACUUUUUUCUAUUGGGUUUGAGUCAGUGUCAUGAUCAGUGACAUUCCCUGCCUUAGAUUGCUGCAGUUCAGUGGCGAGCUAGUGUGAGGCAAAUGAGGGCAAAUGGCGAGCAACGUGAAAACUUCUGGCUAACAUCUCCUAGGGUAACUUGACCUCUUUCCACAUCUUAAUUAUCUUACUUAAAAUACUCAUCUUAAUACUGAUUUUGGCAUUGAAAAUCUGUAAACAUAAUAACUUUUUACUCUUUGCUAAUUUAUGAGCAACUGUUAAUGGUUAACCUUUUUCUAAGAAAAUAGCUGUAAUUUUAAAGUUUCUGACAAUGUUAUUUGAUGACAAUUGAACUUCACCAAAAGAUAACUAGCUAAACUUCCUCAAACAAUUCUUUUGACUCUAUUUUAAAUUUGUAAGACUUAAAACACUUUAUUUUUUACUGUCAAUGAAACAAGCUUUAAGUGAACAAUUGGAUAUAUACAACUCAAGCAUAAACUAUUUUUCUUUAACAGGCCUCUACAGACAUAUUUUCAUCUGUCAGUGUUUUGGGGUACUUUUAAAUUCCUUCCCUUCCAUAGAGGAUUAAAACCUUUUUCUUUUAAUUUAAAGAAGUGGUCUCAAAAAGCAAUGAUACACAGCUAUCAUGUUGAUGGCAGAACUAGCGUAAACAUUUUUUUUUUUUGACUGUUUGUCAGGUUUAUGUCAUGAUGACAGAAUGGUUAGCUUGCUGGACUGGACCAAAAGGUUGAGGUCACAGCUCUAGCCAGCAUCAUUGGGUUUGGUUCUUGCACAAAACAGUCUCUGUCAGUCCCCUUCCCACCCAGGAGUAGUAAUUGUAACUGGUAAACCGUCAGGGAGACAGGAAAACUGCAAGGGGGGAGGGGUGGGGGGAGGUAACCUGUGAUGAACUGGCAUCCUUUUCCAUGGGAAAUGCCUAUGUUGCUAACUGUUUCAUGCUCUGGAAACCAGUAUAAGUUCUAGUAGCUAUGCAACUAAGGCUUGGAUGCAGACUUACCUUCUGCUCAUAGGUUGGAUGGCAGUAUCCACUUGAUAAAAUUUAUUGGUUAGCUUUAUUAACUCUUGUUUUUGGAUCCAGCUGUGAAUAUAGUUUUUCUUGAAAGGUGUUUUCAGUGGUACCCUUAACCUCUUCCAUACUCCCUUGUCAUCUUUGCUUGACACUUGGGUGAUGUGGGGAUGGUCUUUGUUAAGAUUUUCUUGGGUGUUGGUGUUAUAAAUGCUAGUCAAACACUUCCUUGAACAUUGUAUUACCUUGCAAUAUACUGAUUUUCAUAAUAAUUUCACAAACUAACUGUAUGCAGCUCUGAAAACAGAUAUUUUUUUACAUCCUAGGCAGGAGCAGAAAUUUCUACAAUAAAACCGGAAAAUUAUGCAAGGAGAUUCCUGGAGUUAAUGGAGAGAAUAUUUGAAUAGAUGUAUUAAGAGUAAUUUUUAAGCAAAAAUAUGCAGUACGUACACAAAUGUACAAUCAACUAGUCAAUCACUAGCAUUGUCAACCCUUUGAAAUCCAAAGCUCCAAAAUGUAAAAAUUAAAUUUAAUUGUUAUUUUUAAUUUUAUGACUUAUCACAGUUGCAAAUAUUAAUUUUCAUAUUCAGAUUACAUCUAGUAUUUUGUUGUUUUUCUUUUGACACCUUUAAAAUUGUUAACUAAAACAAUCCUUUCAUAAUGUAGUUGGGAGGGGGUUUAUUAUAUUUUCUAGCUGUCAUUUGACCCCUUCUGUAACAACUGGUUUUAGCAUUGGCAUUUUCACUUAGUUAGAGGUAGAUUGUUAAUAAAAUCAUAACUUUUAUCUGCUAGGAAAAAUUUUAUCUCAGUCAGAAGUAGUUGUUCUACUAAAUGCAAAGAAUGGUGAAUAAAUUUUUUCAUGUGACACAUAUGAGUUAACAUACUCUUGCCAAAAUGUUUUAAGGAUUGCAUUAGUUUUCUUAAUUUAUUCACCUGUGGAGGUUAUAUUGUUUUGAUCCAAUGAUGAAACAAUCUGUUUUCCUACGUGGGAGGAGGAAUUUUCCCAAGAUCCAAAUACAGUUAAUUUAAGGGUGAUCACAACACAAGUUAAGUCUCAAGUUUAAAUCAGUUAUAGAUGAGUUUCUUUUCUUGACCGGCCAACUUUAAUGCCUACUGGAGCAGGUUUCCUUUAAGUGCAGUUUCUUAAAAGAAGCUGCAGUGGUUUUGGUGCAAGGGGGAGGUAGGGGAGCAAUAGAUUGCAAUUGUUAAAACUUGAGGAGGUCUUAUGGACUUGUGUCAGUGUACCACUACAAUUUUAUCUGAUAUAUCUCUAACCUUUCUUUAAUGAAAUGUGUGUUAUCCCAACUAAUUUAUUUCUCCCGAAUUAUUUUACACUGAACAUUCUGGAUGAAAAGACUAGAUGAAAAUAUCUAAAUUUUAAAUGAUCAGUUGCCUUUUUCAGCUCUCUUUAAUCUCUACAGGUUAAUUUGGGUAUUUUUCUCUUUUUAUACUAAAUAUUUCAAUUUCAAGUUUAUUAUGGCCCUGGCACAAUCAUACACAGAAGACAUUUGCAGGGUUUCCCUUAAUCUGAGGUUAAUUUAUUUUCCCAUUUCAGUGAAAAUAUGACCUACUAGUACAUUUACAAUGACUCUAGCUCAGGUUUUACAUUCCAGGCACUUGCUAGCCAGUAUUUAAGCCUUUUUCUUAAUGUUAAGAUUUUAACUGUAAUAUUUUGUCUUUCGUGUUUCGGUUUAGAAAAAAUUGUGUAACUUGACACCAACGUAUCUGAGAGCCCCUAUUCUGAUGUUUUUUAAUAAAGCACUCUUUCUUUGGUUUUGAAACUCAGUGUUUCUUGGUCUUUUUAAGGUUUCAAAAUCUAUUUAUUCACUGGAUGUUUUGAUCUUGAUAAAAUUAACUUUUUAACUGGUAAACUUCAAGCAGUACUGUAUGCAUCAUCAAAAGGGAAUUUCCUAUUGUUGAAAUAUUUGUUAAAAUGCACAAAAAAACAAUUUCUGAUGCUUGUAAGCGCU
Messenger RNA from Pocillopora meandrina, 11638 nucleotides. The record is from the annotation of a GenBank genome assembly. Lineage: Eukaryota; Metazoa; Cnidaria; Anthozoa; Scleractinia; Pocilloporidae.